UGUCUCGUUCGGGCUAGCUGUUCGCACACAAUAAACCGAACGAAAAACCCGAUGUACGUGUGUGUAUUGGUGGGCAUGAAAUGAUGUGUCGAAUGUAUGUUUUGACGGUGCGCUGCAUGUUAUGUGUGCAACGCGAACAAGGCCCGUUCGUAUCUGUGUAUGUGUGUGUGUGUGUGUGUGGGUAUUUUUGAGUGAACAUGAGCAACGAAUUCGGCUAGAAGAAGACAACCACAUUCUUCGAUGAAACGAUUACCUGAUGGGUGGUAAAAUGUUGAAGUAUGCAAAUGAAUUCGCUGCGGCCAGCAGACGGCACUGCAAUCGCACCAAUCGACUGAAUGACAAUACUUUAAUUUUGUAGCGAAUUUCAGCAUUGACUGCAAACAUUUUGAAUACCAAACAGCCAAAUACAACGGAUUUAAUGCUUUGAACGAACUGAAAAAUGAGAAUUGAAAAUUGUUCACCAAUUUUUUUUUGUCAAAUAAUUUUCCAAAUAAAUUGCAUCUCAUUCAACAGCGUUUGCAGAAAUGAGAUGAAAAAUAAAACGUCAUGUAGCGAAUUAUUCAUCAGCGAAUUGCGUUCAUUGACAGUUCCGACCAAAUACGAGCUUCUCACAAUUUGGUUGUCACUGUUCACCUAUAUCUAUCGCAUACACACACAGAACCGAUUUCAUUCAAUCCGAAAAAUGUAUUGAGAGAAACGAAACGGAAAAUCCAAAUCACACACUGUAUGUCGAUGUUUUUACGCAUGUUCUAGUAGAGCUGUUCCUCUUUUCUAACGUAACAACAGCGAAGUGAGAGAACAAACGUACGAAAAGAAGAAAAUAAUUUUGCUCUCUUUUGCUACUGGUGGUGUGCAUGUAUUUGUGUGUGCACAAAAUAAGACAACUGAAUAAAUAAGCAAAGGCAGAGCAGAAAAAAAACAAUGGAUUGGUCUGUCCGUCGACAAGAGUAAAAUUAAAUAAUGAUAGAACGAAAUUUAAAUUAAAAAACAUAACAUUUAACAAUUAAAUAGAAAAAAAUCAACAAACACACACACAUAGAGAGAUUUUGAUGUUUUUUUGUUGUUGUUGUUUUGGUUUAGAUUGUAUUUAUUGUAAUUCAAAAUUGGUGUAAAGAAAAUACGAGCAAAAUAUAAACAACAAAAAUGGAUGAUAGCAUAAAUAAUUUUAUGGUUGAUAAUCGAAUAAGAUUUUUGGAGAAUCGUGACAACAAUUCGCGUUGGUGUGAUCCAGAUAAUGGCAGCAAUUUGGAAUGUCCUGACUUGGAUUUUGUGUACAGUGAUACCGAUACGCAUCCAAAUGAGAUCGCCGAACUGUACAGCUACACCGAGCAAAGUGAAUUCCAUUUGAAUAUUCGGGCAUUUGAAGAACAAAUGGCCUAUUACAGAUUGGUACCAAGUUGGCAAAAGUUGACAGUGAAUCAGCGCAAAGAUGUUAUACUCAAAUUGCUCGAUCAACUGGAUCUAUCGAGAAAGAAUCUACGGAUGCAGGCAGCUCGAACCAUUUUGUAUUUGGCACAGGGCUGCUUCUGUGAAGUGCAAUCCGAUCACGAGCAACUGGAAUGGACCCGUGAAAAUGUCAAGCUACUCUAUAAUAUGGGAGUAUUCGCAGUUUUUGUGGAACUUUUAAAUUAUGAGAUUGAAAAUUCGAGUGCAACAAACAUUGCAAUGAGGAAAGUGGCCGUUUCAUUGGCCGAUUCCGUGGAUUUGCGCAUUAUUUUAUCAGUUUUGUACAUUAUGACGGAGGUGAUUCGCAACGAAAAGGUGGCCGGAUCAAAUGAUUUUAAGGACAUCGCCGAAACAUUCACAAAUGAACUGAACGCGCCCAUCGGAGAUGAACUCCUUGCAGUAAAGCUGUUGAAUAUGAUAACACGAUUUUGUGGCGGUACCGCUCCACAUUUCCCUAUGAAAAAAGUGCUGUUGCUGCUGUGGAAAAUCUCGUUAGUCAGUUUGGGUGGAAUGGACACGCUUCGGAGAUUAAAAGAUGAAUAUAGGAAACAAAACAAUUUAAGCCCCGUAAAAGAGGAUACAUUGGAAGUUGCCAGGAAUAUGCGUCCAAGUUCGCCGCCUGCCACUGUGGCCGAUAUGCUGGACAAUCAGAAUGCAAAACGGAAUCGUCCCUUCAGACGAGUACGUACGAACGAUAUAUUGCAAGAGCAAAGCUUGAUCAAACAAAGUUCAUUGGAUGAACAAGAGCAAAUGACAUUGGAACAGCAGGAGAAUGAUGAGGAAAUCAAUGAUGAUUAUCGACCGACAACAAAUGGCACUGAUACAACUACACCGCCAGAAAAUCCAAAUCCAGAAAAUGAAGAUACGGUCAGUUCGAAUGGAACGACAGCGCUCACAAUGGCGCCAUCGACAACCGCACCACCCAAUUGGAAUCAGAUUAUAAAACUACCAUGGGCGCCAAAGGUGCGUCAAAAGGACAUCGACCAGUUUUUAUAUGAUUCACGAAACAAAUUCAUUGGCUACUCAUUCACCGGUGAUCACGAGAGUUUGGCUGGACUUCCGCAUCCCAUACACGAAGGAUAUAACAUUCUCAAAAAACAUAUGUACACUAGUCUAUCAGAUAUUCAUAUAAAACGCGAAGAAGAAAUCGCUCGGAAUCCAUUGGUCAAUGUUGAAAAUGAUAUUCCAAUGACGCCCGCCGAAAUUCUGUAUCAAGCAAUUCUACCAAAUCUUCCGCAGUGUAUGAUUGCACUAUUGAAAAUCCUGUUGGCCGCAUCGCCCACAUCCAAAGCCAAAACCGAAAGCAUUAAUAUUAUGGCUGACGUUUUGCCUGAAGAAAUGCCUGUAACGGUAACGCAAUCAACAAAGCUGGGCAUCGAUGUGAAUCGUCAUAAGGAGAUUAUCAUAAAAGCAGUGUCUGCCAUUUUAUUGUUGUAUUUGAAGCAUUUCAAAAUCAAUCAUGUGUAUCAAUUUGAGGUGAUGUCACAGCAUUUAGUGUUUGCCAAUUGUAUACCAUUGGUGUUGAAAUUCUUCAAUCAAAACCUAUUGGGCUACGUUGGAUCAAAGAAUGUAAUUCCAAUAUUGGAUUUCCCGGCUUGCAUAAUCGGUGAUUCACCACCGGAACUCACGUCGGACAGUUUGGUCAUCGGAGAUACUGCACCGUAUUCAUGGCGAAAUAUAUUUUCGUGCAUCAAUUUGUUGCGAAUUCUCAAUAAGCUAACAAAAUGGAAACAUUCACGUGUCAUGAUGCUGGUGGUGUUUAAAGCGGCCCCAAUUUUAAAACGAACAUUAAAAGUGAGACAUGCUCUGAUGCAAUUGUAUGUGCUGAAAUUGUUGAAAAUGCAAACCAAAUAUCUGGGACGUCAAUGGCGUAAAACUAAUAUGAAAAUCAUUAGUGCGAUUUACGAAAAGGUUCGACAUCGUCUCAACGAUGACUGGGCAUUCGGCAAUGAUUUAGAUGCCCGCCCAUGGGAUUUCCAGAUGGAAGAGUGCACAUUGCGUUCGUGCGUCGAUCGUUUCAAUAAUCGACGGUAUUUGUCGGCACAAGCCUAUAUGAAUGCGAAAAAUGCUCAUGUUAUGCCACAUUUGCUACCCAAUGCCAACAAUGCAAAUAUUCAAGUGUCGGCCACCUCAUCAAGUAUGUCAAAUCAAAUUGGCUUUGCAGCUGGCGGUGUUGGCACGAUUGGAAACAGUAAUGCCGUCAAUUCAAAUGGUAUCGCCAACAGCUGCGGGAUCUCACAAAUCGGCAAUUCAAAUGGUCAGCCACAGUCGAAUGAAUUCAAUGAACCGUACGAUAACAACAGUCUAAUCGAUAUUGCCGUUGGUUCACAUUUCUUGAACGGUGGCCAAGAGCGUAGCUCAUACACAUCGGGCUACGGUGCAUGGGACAUGGAAAAUGUGGAUCUGAGCGAAGAUUUCAAAAAACACUAUGAAGUGUGGCUACAAAAGGAAGUGUUCAGCAUUAAAAUCGAUUGGGACUCAUUGCGAACGGUGUACGAUAUUGAAAUGGACGACAAUAAAGUGAAUGGGAAAACGUUGAAUGAUGCAACCGCCAAAAUUGAUUCUAAAGUUGUGAUCCAGUGAUUUCAUCAUCGAAAUUAAUGUCAUCUGGAAUCGUCAAAAUCAAAAUGUGUAUUCGUUUGGCACAGCAAAUUUUCCUACGAAACAUACAACAACAUCAACACUCAAGCCACAUAAUAUCAAUGUCCUUUGUAGAUUUAUUGUUUAAAAUAUGCUUAAUAAAUUAGUACGGAAAAUCACACACUAACAAAAUAAAAAAAAACCCAGAUCAAUUCUCAAAA
Messenger RNA from Sitodiplosis mosellana (orange wheat blossom midge), 4247 nucleotides. RefSeq names its product striatin-interacting protein 1 homolog (gene Strip). Lineage: Eukaryota; Metazoa; Arthropoda; Insecta; Diptera; Cecidomyiidae. The coding region runs from base 1144 to 4029 and encodes 961 amino acids. The record is from RefSeq and is a predicted model, not a curated record. Gene Ontology annotation, biological process: cytoskeleton organization. The transcript has 14 exons. Gene Ontology annotation, cellular component: cytosol.